Messenger RNA from Branchiostoma floridae (Florida lancelet), 1743 nucleotides. Its product is annotated as RE1-silencing transcription factor B-like. NCBI's taxonomy places the organism in Eukaryota, Metazoa, Chordata, Leptocardii, Amphioxiformes, Branchiostomatidae. Gene Ontology annotation, biological process: regulation of transcription by RNA polymerase II. The coding region runs from base 649 to 1407 and encodes 252 amino acids. Gene Ontology annotation, molecular function: DNA-binding transcription factor activity, RNA polymerase II-specific; RNA polymerase II transcription regulatory region sequence-specific DNA binding. The record is from RefSeq and is a predicted model, not a curated record. The transcript is spliced from 2 exons. Gene Ontology annotation, cellular component: nucleus.
CCUUGACCUCUUGAUAUUCGACGAGUGGCAAAACAAACGUGCAGAAAGCUAUCAGAGCAGAGCGAUUAUAAAGCUGCAUUUUGCGGAGUGAGGACUAUUUUUGUCACGGCGGAACAACAUCAGUCUUGUCCAUUAUUCCCGCUUUCCAGGUACGCUGAUACGUGAGUUAUCGGAGUUUGCAGGGUACAAUGUUGGAAGAAGAGCGUUAAGCCAACUUAAGGACAUCAAUGUGUGCUGCCUCGCCAAUGUAAACCUACUGGACAGAGCCACUGGGAUUGGAAGCGCGGCGUGAAGACCAACUGACUGCCUCCCACCCGUGUCAGGGACCCAGCGUGAUCAGUACCCUGGGAAACCAGCUCGAAGAAGCUUUGCAAAGAAGAGUUACCAACCCCCACCUGCCUCACGCGCACCCUCCCGCAACUAUACACCUGCCCCACUACCAGCUGGUCCAACUUACGCCGGCCCCCGACUAUUGCUUGCUUCUCCGAGAGGCAAGCGAAAGUUGAGGCCAGCUGGGUCGUCGGGCUGGCGGGUGUCAGGUGUUCCGGGGGCAUGUGUGGCGGGGAUCGGUAAACCUAGCGCGCCUCGUAGGAGUCUGCGUUUUCCCAGGGUACGUGACCAGAUACUCGAUACGACUAGUACUACAAGAUGGCAUCGGCUGGUAAAGAGAUCUCGACACGCAAGUGUCCUCUCUGCAAGUUCACUACUGCUGACCAACAGCAGCUGGAGUCACACAUGUUCACACAUAUCAAGGCAAACCUCAUAGUUUGCGAUAAGUGCGGAUACAGAGCACUGAACCAUGGAGCGAUGACAAAGCACAUGAGGACUCAUACUGGUGAGAGACCACCUCGGGCUUGUAAGCCGCGCAUGGAUACCUUAAAGUGUCCCCUAUGCAAGUUUGCCGCGACAAACCGAAAGGAGUUCGAGUCGCACAUGUUCACUCAUGCGUGCUUCAGGUCAAUGUGGAAAACCACGAUGGAAAAACAGGUGAAGACUCACAUUGGUGAGGAACCAUUUGUGCAAGUGGCCAGCAGUGAGCCUAGUACAGAGAUGUCCCGACAUAGUUGCCAUCUCUGUAAGUACACCACCACAGACCAAAAGGAGUUGGAGUCCCAUAGGGCUGUACACGUGACUUACACAGGUGAGCCCUUCAUGUGUGGGGAGUGCAUGUACCGGACAGACUCCAUGUACUCGCUGCAGAUGCACAUGAACACCCAUUUGAAGGAGAUAGCUACAGUGUGUGAACCUGCGUGUGAGCAGAGUCAGAACAACAGUUCCACCAACAUUGAGCCUAACCAAGAGAACAUGGCCGCCAAUAGCAACUCCUGUUGGGACAACAUAGCCACCAACAAUGAGGCCAUCCACAACAAGAUGGCCACCAACAUUGAGCCUCUGAGCCAGCACUAGAUGGUUGUCAAAAGUGAGCCCAGUCAGGACAAUCUUAUGGAAACCCACACAAAUGAUGUUUGUGAACGUUCUGACUACAGUGAGUAGGACAAGAGUCAAGUGAAAGUUGGUGUGAAGAAUGUGACCUCAAUACUUUUGUCGAGCAUGGACUGAGGAACAAUUGGUAUGUCACACGUUGCCAUUCAUGUGUGGAGUGUGCGGCCAAAGGGCAUCUUCCAAGCAUGUGCACCAGUUGGAUGCGCACAUGAUGACCCACACCAGCGAGAAAACGUUCCAAAACUUCCACCUGAAAGAUCUGUUGUGUAUUCUACAUGUAGUUAGUUGUGCUGUGCCUAG